AAGUUUUUCAGGUUAUUUAGUUUGUAAGUGUUAUUAUUCGAUUAGUAAUCACAUUAUGAAUAAGAAAUUGUUUAAUCUAUUUUUACCAACAACUAGAUCAUAUUCUCACAGUUCCAAAGAACUAGUAGUAAAACAUUUAACGGGAGAAUAUACUGGUAUUGCCACAGUGGGGUUAAACAGGCCUCAAAGAAAAAACGCUCUAGGUGUCGAUCUUGUUAACAAUUUUCAUCAUGUUUUGGAUCAACUGGCUAUUAAUAAUACAACAAGAGUUGUUGUUCUGCAUAGUUUGGUUCCAAAAGUGUUUUGUUCAGGAGCCGAUUUAAAAGAACGUAUAGAAAUGUCUUCAAAUGAAGUGUACCAAUUCGGUUUAAAAUUGAGAAAUAUGGUAUAUAAAAUAAUAAACUUACCUAUACCAGUCAUCACAGCUAUCGAUGGAGCAGCUAUGGGUGGUGGAUUAGAAAUAGCGUUAGCUUCAGAUAUUAGAGUAGCCGCAGAUACAGCUAAAAUGGGUCUUGUAGAAACGAGUUUAGCCAUAAUGCCCGGAGCGGGUGGUACCCAAACGCUUCCGAGGCUGAUAAAUCCCUCUCUGGCAAAGGAGUUGAUUUACACAGCGGCUGUUUUUCAUGGUAAAGAAGCCAAAGAAUACGGAAUUGUCAAUCACGUUGUGGAACAUAAUGAAAACAAUGACGCCGCUUUUGAAAAAUCGUUAGCAAUAGCUGAAAAAAUUCUACCUAAUGGACCAGUAGGUGUUAAAAUGGCUAAAAAGGCUAUUAAUAAAGGAUUAGAAGUUGAUUUAGCGACUGGUUUGUCUAUAGAAGAAGCUUGCUAUUGUCAACUCCUGCCUACACAAGAUAGAAUCGAGGCCUUGGUGGCUUUUAAAGAAAAAAGAAGACCGAAUUAUAUUGGAUGUUAAAAAUAAUUAUUCUUGCCUAGGUAAACAGUCGACGUGUUUGUUUUGUCCAUCACAACCGAGAAGAAGAAGAGAUUCAUUUUGUCAAUUAAAAAAACAUUAACUUUUUUGUACAUUUAUAUAAAUAAAUAAAUAUAUAAAAUACAUAAA
This is a messenger RNA of Diorhabda carinulata, 1060 nucleotides long. Its product is annotated as methylglutaconyl-CoA hydratase, mitochondrial. Gene Ontology annotation, biological process: fatty acid beta-oxidation. The transcript is spliced from 3 exons. Bases 56 to 913 code for a protein of 285 amino acids. Lineage: Eukaryota; Metazoa; Arthropoda; Insecta; Coleoptera; Chrysomelidae. Gene Ontology annotation, molecular function: enoyl-CoA hydratase activity. The record is from RefSeq and is a predicted model, not a curated record. Gene Ontology annotation, cellular component: mitochondrion.